This is a messenger RNA of Hibiscus syriacus, 829 nucleotides long. RefSeq names its product transcription factor MYB82-like. The record is from RefSeq and is a predicted model, not a curated record. The coding region runs from base 23 to 754 and encodes 243 amino acids. NCBI's taxonomy places the organism in Eukaryota, Viridiplantae, Streptophyta, Magnoliopsida, Malvales, Malvaceae. The transcript is spliced from 3 exons.
GAUCAAAGAAAGCAAAUUGAAAAUGGAGAAUCGUAAGGAAAAGAAGGCACACCUCAAAAGAGGUUUAUGGAAACCAGAAGAAGACUUGAUCUUGAAAAACUAUGUAGAGACUUAUGGAGAAGGCAACUGGGCAACCGUGUCUAAGAGAUCAGGGUUGAUGAGAGGAGGGAAAAGUUGCAGACUUCGAUGGAAGAAUUACUUAAGACCAAACAUCAAACGAGGAGGAAUGUCCAAGGAGGAAGAAGACCUCAUUAUCCGAAUGCACAAGCUUCUUGGUAAUAGAUGGUCUUUAAUUGCCGGUAGACUUCCUGGUCGGACCGACAACGAGGUGAAGAACUAUUGGAAUACCCAUUUGAACAAGAAAACCCUUUUGGGCAAAAAAAGAAAAACAAUUGACUCAAACGCACAACAUGAUGACAAUAUUGAGGAUCAUGGUAGCAAGAAACCGAGGCAAUCGCCUGAUUCCAAGACAACCGAGGGGUUCGAUUUGGAUGAAAACAAAGAAGCGAACGGACACGAUAACGGCGGUGUCCGAGACUGCGCCGGUGUGUGGAUGGAACAUGUGGUUCGGUGCCUCGACUACGAGUACAAGUUCGAUUACGAGACGGUGGAAACACCAUUGAUGAUGCACCACAAUUACUCAAAUCUCGUGUUUGACGAAGAGCCUUUCACAUCCUACAUGGACCCUUUUGUUCUGUUUGAGGCAUUUGGGACGACAGAUUCCGAUGUGGGAAUCCAAUCAUUCUUGCCUUAAAAGAUACAGUAUUUAACAUGGACCACCACCUGGGCAGACCACUUUGCUCGCUUUUUUCCCACACCUUUAGGCUUU